Molecule: messenger RNA, 1431 nt
Organism: Arachis stenosperma
Lineage: Eukaryota; Viridiplantae; Streptophyta; Magnoliopsida; Fabales; Fabaceae
Exons: 10
Coding region: 73-1281 (402 amino acids)
Cellular component (GO): cytoplasm
Source: RefSeq, a predicted model, not a curated record
GCCUGACUGCUUUGAUAUCCAGAGCCUUGCCUAAAACCCUGCUCCUGUCUCUUAAAACCUUGGUUCUCAAGUAUGGAGGUUGACGCCAUUGGAGACCAUGUUGAGAAGCUCAAGUCCCUUCGAAUUGACGAAUACGAAGAUGACGACGACGAUGACGAACAAGAAGAAGAAGCUGUCACGCUUGGUUUCGUUGAGAAGCCCAAAAAUGAAUGGUCUCUCGAGCGCCAAUUUUUUCCCAGCAAAGCUGGCGGAGUACCGGCUUGGCUUGAUCCUGUGGAUAUACCAUCAGGGAGGUCAUCGAUUUGUGACAUUUGUGGCGAACCUUUACAAUUCCUGCUUCAGGUUUAUGCACCUACUAAGAAGGAAAGUGCAUUUCAUCGGAUGCUGUUUGUUUUCAUGUGCCGUUCCAUGAAAUGUCUUCUCAGGGAUCAGCAUGAGCAGUGGAAACGCCACCCGGAGAAGCCAUCUAGAAGUGUGAAGGUUUUCCGUUGUCAGUUACCUCGCUUUAAUCCUUUUUACUCAAGUGAACCGCCUAAGUAUGAUGGGAAUUACAAACCUUCUGGCAUUGGAGCUACUCUUUGCAAUUGGUGUGGGACAUGGAAAGGAGAUAAACUCUGCAGUAGUUGCAGACAAGUGCGGUAUUGUUCUGAGAAACACCAGGUAAUGAGUUGGCGCUCAGGUCAUAAAAUUGUUUGCCAGCAGAUGAAAGUUUCUUCACCUAUUGGCGAAUCCAAUAAAAGUGUAGCCACUUCAUUGGAGUCUCAUAAAGUUGGAAGCAAGAAUGUGUGGCCUGAAUUUGAAAUCAUCAUUGAACACGAAAGUGAAUAUAACACAGACAUUCCUGAGGAUAAUGCUUUAUCUAAUUCCUUGAUCUCGAAGAACAAGAUUGAUGACACAAUGAAUUCACUUAUGGAUAGUUUUCAGGGUGAUGAUGACAAAAAGAGUUGGGUUUACUUCCAAGAACGCAUUGCCAAGGCCCCCGAACAAGUGUUGAGGUACUAUAAGGAUACAAAUGCGAAGCCAAUAUGGCCUGUUUCGUGUGGUCGGCCAUCCAAUGCUGAUAUCCCUAAAUGCAGUUAUUGUGGUGGACCAAGAUGUCAUGAAUUUCAGAUUUUACCACAGCUGCUAUAUUACUUUGGAGUAGACAAUGAAGCGGACUCUUUGGAUUGGGCUUCAAUUGUGGUGUAUGCAUGUGAAGCUUCUUGCGAAGCAGGUUUGCCUUACAAAGACGAGUAUGCUUUUGUUCAACUUCUUUCACCUUCCCAUGAUACAAUCCACUGAAAUUUUGACCUUGCCCUUGUAUUAAAAAAAUUUAAGAUAUUUUUGUUUAGAGUUUUUGGAUGUGGGGAUAGGAAUAUAUGUAUUUACCUUUGUCCUCAACUUUGAGGAUCAUGACUGUUUAUUGUGUAAUUUAUAGGUUUUUGUUGAAAA